Messenger RNA from Macrosteles quadrilineatus (aster leafhopper), 3191 nucleotides. RefSeq lists its product as uncharacterized. NCBI's taxonomy places the organism in Eukaryota, Metazoa, Arthropoda, Insecta, Hemiptera, Cicadellidae. Bases 101 to 2365 code for a protein of 754 amino acids. The record is from RefSeq and is a predicted model, not a curated record. The transcript is spliced from 13 exons.
CAACCUUCUUCGCGCCGCGACUAGUGUUUGUGUGCCUUCCUAGGGUUCUGCUCCCGAGUGUUACUAACACUCGCUAGCUAGUUUAUAUCUCAAGAUCAGGAUGUGGAAGUAUUUGCUAAUGGUGACAAUGAUGAUCCUACCUCCCCCCUGGGUCGUCGACUCUCACUCCGACCUCUUCUCCAACGUCAUCGUCGUCGAGGACGCCCCUGCAUGUUUUCGACGGUUCGCCACUGGCCGCAAGCUAGCCGACCGCUACCUCAGACGGACCGUCCCUACAGCCUCUCUGAGACAUUGCGAGGAGCUCUGCGCCCAGGAGGAGGCGUUCCUCUGUGAAGGGUUCAAUUUCAGGUUCGACGGUACCGGGCGAGGUCGCAGCAGUUGCCAGUUGACCUCUGUGCCCUCUGACCAUCUGGACCCAACGAUGGACUUCAACGCUGACCGAGACUACGACUUCUUCGAGCGCGACAGGAACGCUCCGAAGUCUUGCACUCGACCAUGGAGUGGACUCCGCCCGUGGACUCAAUACGGCUCGCAACGCUUACAUGGGGUUAUGGGGGGCUAUGGGGGCUAUGGUGUUGGGGGCUAUAGCAUGCGCCAUCCAUCCAGCGAUGAAUGUUUCGUGAGGAUGAGGCCAGGGUUUCGUCUAGAGAGGUCCAUCGUGGUCCUGACAGUAUCAGCUCCCACCCUCUACCAUUGCGAGACCGAGUGUGCCAACGAGAAGAACUUCGUCUGCAACAUCUUCAGCUAUCGGUACAGCCAAGGGCCGAGCCUGCCAGGUGACAACUGCCAGCUAGGCGAGCGUCUCUUCAGAGCUCUCGACCUGUACACGGACAUCGUGCCUGACCGGGACUUUGACAUCUACGCCAGAAACGAGUACGGCCGUCAAGGGUGCCGUCCCCAGCGUCCCUUCGGCAGCGAUUGCUUUGAAAGGAUAAGGAGUGGCCUAGGCCUACAUUCUGGUAUGACUAGACUUGCUGUGAGAGUCAACUCACUACAGGAGUGUGAACAAGCUUGCCUCAUGUCCAGGUUCUUCACCUGCCGAGCCUUCAGUUUCAGGUACAGUACUCCAGUUAUAGGCCAAGCCCAAGAGAACUGCAGACUGACUGACUGGCCUGUGCCCGAGAUGAACCCUAUGAAGCACCUGGUGGACGAGGCAGGGUGCGAGUUGUACCACAGGGCGAGCUACGGCCACGGUUGUGAGUUGGACCGAUGGCCUCAGGUACAGGGAAGGCCCCAGAGUAUACCCCCGGUCUACCGUCCCAACAAGUACCCCAGUUACGGCACCGCCCCUGGCAACUCCCUGUACUACGGUGACCACUCCGGACCCAGUGGCGGGGGGAAGGUGUCUACAUCGUCCCAGGCUUGGUAUGGGGGCAGGCCUACCGGAGUGUCUGGUACCGGAGCUGGGGUAUACCUUCCACCCUCCGCAUAUGGAGACACCUCAGGACUGACCUCUAGGCCGCUUGAUGACUUCUGCUACGUCAGCUACAACUACCCAGCGAGACUUCUGCCCAAAUCCAUCCACAACUCUCUCUACGUCACCUCAGAAGCCCAGUGUCGGGCGGAAUGUACACGAGCACGCAUGCGAUCCAUAUUCCGCUGCGCAUCUUUGAGCUACAGGGGUACUACUUGUGAACUGAGUGCUAUCGAGCUACGGGAUCUCAGACCGGGGUACGACUUUGUACACGACCGGGACUUCUGGCUGUUCUCAUGGGACUUCAGCGACGCCCGCUGCUACGUACCUCCUUCUGGAACACCACAACCCCUCCCAGGGGCCAUCCCCCCUACCAGUGAAACGUGGCAAAGAUUCACAGUUAGCGGACGACCCUGUAGAGCGGGCACAGUGUGCUCUAUGAACUUCGAGGUGGGCAUCUGGACGUGCCCAGUGGACGACGUAGGAGACUGGGACUACUGCUGUAGGUCUGGGCAUCACUGUGGCUACUCCGAGGGCUACAGCUACCCUUGGUGCUACGUAGGCAGUGCUGACAAAGACCAAUGGAGACCAUGUAGUGAUCACUACUACCCCUACGUUGGGGAGGACCGUCCCAUGCACUGGCCAGUCGCCUACCUACAUAGGGAGGGCCCUCCCAACGGUACCUUCCAACCGUCUCAUACUGGCACUCCCAGACCUUCCCUCGUAGAUGCCUUCCUCCAGACCAUCAACAACCACCUAAACCCUCAGCAGAACACUUCUUCACCUGACUUCCAGGUAGUAGAUCUGAAAACAGAACCACCACCCAACAAUGUAAACGGCAGUGCAAUGACGAAGCUAUGGACUUGGGGCCAAUCAAAAUUUAACUCCACAUUGACUACCGUAGACGUCAACAACGGUACUUCCAACAGCAACUCCACGUCAAGCAGUUGAGCAGCCAAGGUCAACCACCGUCAACAUCAACAACAUCAACAUCACAACAUCAAACGUCAACCGAGGGAUUUGCCAUACUCCUAUAGCUCUUCCUGACAAGAUGUUCGAUGAUGGUGUUAUUUGAUAAGUAACGAAUAUAAGAUAUGUCAAUUGGUCUCAAUUGUGUUUUCGCACUGAGAAAAUGAACUGAUGCUUUUGUGUUAGAAGAACGUAUCAACCCAAGAUGAUUAUGGGAGUGAAGGCGGUAAAAGGACAUUGAUCUCUUUUGUAUUCAAUUACACAUAGGUAUUUAGAGGCAACUUUUUAUUCCGAAGGUAGGUAAAUCAUGCUUUUGAUUCAUCAUUAUAAACACGAGUAUGGUUAUCAAACCAGCAAACUAUUGUCAAAACGUAAUUAAAGUCUUUCCAACGCUAGUGAAAUUUUACAGCUAACCAAUGUUUUUAUAGUAGUUUUCAAAAUAAUAUAGGUCAUUCAUGGUAUAAAAUAUAAAACAUGAAAUAUACUUUUGAUGAGUUGAUGAGGCGAAUCGUCCAAACACCCUCAUAAAUAAAAGUCGCAAGUGUGAUAAUAUUACAUUUUUAAUAAAUACUAUGAACACUGUUUAGAAUAUAGUAUAUUUGUAUAUUAUUUAUUUGUUAUAUUUGUAUUUAAUUUAUGUUUGUAAAACAAUUGUUUAGCUUAAGUGUGAUUGAAAUGGUGUAUUAUUGUUAUGAACCCAUGUGCAAUAUUUUUGUACGAGUACAGUAUAUCCUUCGUUCGGACAAUGCAUUUACAAAGAAGUAAGACAGACAAUGUACAUUAUACAUUUUAAUAGAAUAAAAAUACA